Molecule: messenger RNA, 1867 nt
Organism: Nicotiana tabacum (common tobacco)
Lineage: Eukaryota; Viridiplantae; Streptophyta; Magnoliopsida; Solanales; Solanaceae
Source: RefSeq, a predicted model, not a curated record
GAUCCUCAUCCAGAAUACAAUCUUUUUGGAACUAUUGUCCACUCAGGCUUUUCCCCGGAUUCAGGGCAUUAUUAUGCAUAUAUCAAGGAUGCUGUGGGUCGUUGGUACUGCUGUAAUGAUUCUUUUGUUUCUCUUUCAACCUUGCAAGAAGUGUUGUCAGAGAAGGUGUACAUCCUUUUCUUCUCUCGUACCAAGCAGAGGUCACCACCCACCAAGACAUGUUUAUCAGUUAAUGGGUCAAAGUCCAAUCAUUCCAAUGGCUUGGCUAGAUCCAAAAUCUCGACCUGUGACUUAGCAAAACCGGAAAAUGGCAAACACCUUUUAGGCCACCCCUCUGAGAAAGAAAAUGUAAUGAUUUCUAAGGUCAGUAAAGUGCAUACGAGCCCAGUGAGGGAGUUGAGCAUAUUUGAAAGAUCUUCCAUCAAGAAGAUACCUACUUCUGGGAAUAUCAAAAUUAUUGUUCAUCAAAGAGAAUCUGACAAUAGAAAUGGUGACGUGAGAGCAUCAGUUCUUACAGAGAAAGAGGUUACAUCAUUGCCAGGCAGGAACGGUAUUAGGAAAAGUUGUGGUAAUGGCCAGAUGACAAGAUCACAUGUCUUGACAAAUGGAAAUGGGAAACUUCCGAGUGUAGCAACCAGCUCUGUAGCAGACGGUCCCCAUAAAGAUAAUGGUUUGAGUAAUGGAAAGACUGCAGGAAGGGAUUCAUCCGCCAAAGAGGCAAAUGGAAAUGGCAAAAUCCAGAGUGUCGCAACUAAUCCCUUGAGGGGAAAUGUGCAUAAAAAUAAUGGGGAGAAUGAUGAAAAGGCAGCUGAGCGGACUUCUGUACAAAAGGAGAUGUCAAAUGGCCAUGUUGAAUCCUCUUCUAUCUCAGGUUCAAAGAGAAAAUUACCAGAUGACUGCAUCCUGCUUGAGCAAGAUGCUCAGUCUCGUGCGAAGGUGGAAGAAUUAAAAAAGGAGCUUCAUAAGGAGGCUUCAUUAGUUUUAAGAACGUGUGGUUGGUCAGAAGAAGUCUAUGCUUUUAUGCAUUCCAAGAAAUCGGGGGCACAAGCAGGCAAUGAAGCAUCAGACUUUAAUGUGAAGAAGAGGUUAUUAAUUGCAGAUGCCAAAUCAAUGUUUAUCUCACGAAUUCCUGAAUCAUUGAAGGGUAGUCUUAUUAAACGCCUAACAUCAAUUAGUCAGGGAAAACCACCCUCCAGUACUUAAGCACUCGCACAUGGUAGGUGCAGAAGCAUAGUGGUCUUUUCAGGUUUCGAGGUGCAAAAAUUAUGAGCCUUGGUGGUCAUUCAGUUGCUUUGUUUAUGGUCCCAUUUUUUACGUGAAUUAUACAUUUGACAAUUUUGCAGUCCAUCGACAGUGGUGCUGAUUUGCUUGGUCUGUAUUUUUUGUCACUCGGAGAUGUGAUGUUAGUUUGUGGUAAUGUGGUUGCGAAUGGAUUGCUAGUGCAGUAUAUACCAUGGUGGAGAAGGUAGCAGAUGAUAAGUUAGUCUUUGAUUUUGUUCACUUCGCCAUGAAGUGUCCGAAAGGUGUUCUCUGUGUCCUAUCAGUUAAAAGAGGAAAUCAAAGCACUAACAUCGUAUUCUGGUUGAGAUUUUCCUUGUGAGACAGGAGUCUGCGGAUAGAACACACAAAUUCUAUUCGUGCCGCACGACAUGCCCUUUUUGGCCUUAGUUGAGCAUGUAUUCCUCAUUUUUAUGGAUGCUUAACAAUUUUUCCAUAAAAUUGUGGUCGGGUUGUAUUCUUGUCUAGAGUUGAGGUUUUACUUUUAAACAGACAUGAUACUACCACUAGAUAAUUGUUAAGGUAAUUCCAUAUUCAUAGUUUUGUAAUCCAAAUUUCUUAUACGUACUGCUUUCAUAUGUUCCUCGUC